Messenger RNA from Hermetia illucens (black soldier fly), 936 nucleotides. RefSeq lists its product as uncharacterized. Lineage: Eukaryota; Metazoa; Arthropoda; Insecta; Diptera; Stratiomyidae. The transcript has 2 exons. The coding region runs from base 143 to 790 and encodes 215 amino acids. Gene Ontology annotation, molecular function: structural constituent of cuticle. The record is from RefSeq and is a predicted model, not a curated record.
UCUAGAUCGGAAAGCAUUUCCCUAUAUAAGAGCACUCGAUGGUAUUGAGUAAUCAUAGCAGCUUGGUGCUGGCUGAGUAACAACACUCGAUUGGAAGUAUAGAUUGAUACGCUAUAGUCCGAGACUAACUAUUCUUAACAAAAUGUUCUCGAAAUUGGCUUCUUUGAUUUCUCUGAUCGCCUUGGCGACCGCAGCACCUCAACAUCAACAACCCGCUAGCCAAUUCCCGGCCGGAGUGAACCCCGCUCUUUGUCCAGGAUUCCCGAUCUGUGAUAACGCUUUGUUGCACAAUCCACAACCAGCACAACAAGGAGGACAAUGGAACCCAGCUGCUCAACAUAAUGGACAAUGGAAUCCAGCUGAUGACCAAUCAGGACAAUGGAAUCCCGCUGCUGACCAAUCAGGACAAUGGAAUCCAGCCGCUGAUCAAUCAGGACAAUGGAAUCCAGCUGCCGAUCAAUCAGGACAAUGGAAUCCAGCUGCUCAUCAAGCUCAACCACAAAACCAAUGGAAUAAUCCAGCUCCUCAAUGGAAUGCUCCCGCACCAAACUGGGCCGCACCAGCUCAACCUGCUUACAAUCCACCAGCCUCAAACCAUUUGGAUGGCGGAGACAAAUAUCCUGCUGGAAUCAACCCACAAUCUUGCCCCAACUAUCCAUACUGUAGUACCCCAGUCACUGGUGGCGCUCCAGCUGCUCCUCAAGUUGCUCCACUUCCUGGAUACACUGAACGACAAUAUCCGGCCGGAGUUUCUGCUCAACAAUGCCCAAAUUUCCCAUAUUGCUCUUAAAUUUUUCUGGAGACUUUUUGGAUCCUUAAGUGCCUGAAAUUAUUGUGAUCUAAUUUGAGUUUUACAUUCAAAUUAUGAUAUUUCUACUUUCUCCUAUCCGUCAUUGUAUUUAUGCAAAUAUAUUUUCUGUUAAUAUAUUCCGAGAA